GGAGCCAACGAAACAAAAGAUGUGGGCUUUGUGCAUUUAACCAAAGGUCCUAACCCCACGACGUACCUCUCUCUCUCUCUCUCUCUCUCUCUCUCUCUACGCGUCUACGCCUCACUCGUUUUCUUCCGCUCGCUCUCCCUCACUGUGCACAUCUCAAGCUUGCAACCGCAACCCACCUUCCUUCGAUGGCGGUUGGAUUAUCCGCCGCCCCCGUCUUCAAUUCCUUCCGUCGUAUCCACGCUUCCAAUGUCUUCCCAAAGCCCAUACCCCCUUCACUCUUUUCAAUCCCUUCUGCAGCUCGAUAUCACAGUUUAUUCGAUGGUGGUCUAAGGAAAACCAACUUCGCUGUCUGUUUCGUCCUCGAAGACACAAAACAGAGUGUCCAGAUCGAGAAUCGCACACCGGAACAGUCCGAAGAAGUGAAUUACCAGAUCAUGACGCCCCGUGCGGCGGAGAGAUUGGCCAGGAAGAGAUCCGAGAGGUUCACUUACUUGGUUGCUGCUGUGAUGUCUAGUUUUGGGAUUACUUCCAUGGCUAUUAUGGCUUGUUACUACAGGUUUUAUUGGCAAAUGGAGGGUGGAGAGGUACCUUUGCUGGAAAUGUUCGGCACAUUUUCUCUAUCAGUGGGAGCUGCUGUAGGAAUGGAGUUUUGGGCAAGAUGGGCUCAUAGAGCUCUCUGGCAUGCUUCCUUGUGGCAUAUGCACGAGUCUCACCAUCGACCCAGAGAAGGUCCAUUUGAGCUCAACGAUGUGUUUGCAAUAAUAAACGCAGUCCCAGCCAUAGGCCUUCUUUCCUAUGGCUUCUUCAACAAAGGCCUAUUUCCUGGUCUUUGCUUUGGAGCUGGUCUUGGAAUUACGGUGUUUGGGAUGGCCUACAUGUUUGUCCACGAUGGUCUUGUUCACAAGAGAUUCCCAGUGGGUCCCAUUGCCAACGUGCCGUAUUUCAGGAAGGUGGCUGCGGCCCACCAGCUCCAUCACUCGGAUAAAUUCAAUGGAAUCCCAUAUGGAUUGUUCCUGGGACCUAAGGAAGUUGAAGAAGUUGGAGGCCUUGAAGAGUUGGAAAAAGAGAUCAAUAGGAGAAUAAAAUCCUACAAAAGCAGCUAAUGGGAUCAGUCUUUGGAUGAUCUGUUAAUGUAUAGAAACAAUAAUGGUCAAUGAAAUCAAUUAUUAACCCAAAAAGAAGAAAAAAUAUAUAGAAUUCCAUAUUACAAAUGGAGAUGUGUUUAUCAAUUUUUCACUUUAUGUGGGAACCAUACCUAAAAGUACAGCAAUCUGUGCAUGUAUCAUUAUUUUUCACCCUUAAAUUAUCAAGUAUUACUGUUUUCAGCUUGA
This is a messenger RNA of Hevea brasiliensis (rubber tree), 1331 nucleotides long. RefSeq names its product beta-carotene hydroxylase 2, chloroplastic. Gene Ontology annotation, molecular function: iron ion binding; beta-carotene 3-hydroxylase activity. The transcript is spliced from 7 exons. The record is from RefSeq and is a predicted model, not a curated record. Bases 186 to 1103 code for a protein of 305 amino acids. Gene Ontology annotation, cellular component: chloroplast. Lineage: Eukaryota; Viridiplantae; Streptophyta; Magnoliopsida; Malpighiales; Euphorbiaceae. Gene Ontology annotation, biological process: xanthophyll biosynthetic process; carotene metabolic process.